AACGUCUCGAGUCAGCGUAUUUCCCUCUCUGGGAUUUGAGUCCAACCCCCGCUUUAGCGCAGGGCAGAGCGAGGAAGUGGGCGGAGUCCGGUUUUGGCGCCAGCGCUGCUGCAGCGAAGCAGAAACGCCGCCGCGGAGAAGAUCCCGGUCGCUGUCGGCGUCCUCCUUCCCGUUCCCUUCCCUCGGGGGACCACCAGGCGCCACCCCGCGAACUUAAAAGCUCUUCAAGUCUGCAAUAAAAAUGGCCUCCAAUAAAACUACAUUGCAAAAAAUGGGAAAGAAACAGAAUGGGAAGAGUAAAAAAGUUGAAGAGGCAGAGCCUGAAGAAUUUGUAGUGGAAAAAGUAUUGGAUCGAAGAGUGGUGAAUGGGAAGGUGGAGUAUUUCCUGAAGUGGAAGGGAUUCACAGAUGCUGACAAUACUUGGGAACCUGAAGAAAAUUUAGAUUGUCCAGAGUUAAUUGAAGCAUUUCUUAAUUCUCAAAAAGCUGGUAAAGAAAAAGAUGGUACAAAAAGAAAGUCUUUAUCUGACAGUGAAUCUGAUGAUAGCAAAUCAAAGAAGAAAAGAGAUGCCGCUGAUAAACCAAGAGGCUUUGCCAGAGGUCUUGAUCCUGAACGAAUAAUUGGUGCCACAGACAGCAGUGGAGAAUUAAUGUUUCUCAUGAAAUGGAAAGAUUCAGAUGAGGCAGAUUUGGUGCUGGCAAAAGAGGCAAAUAUGAAGUGUCCUCAAAUUGUAAUUGCUUUUUACGAAGAGAGACUAACUUGGCAUUCUUGUCCAGAAGAUGAAGCCCAAUAAUUGUUUGCAUUGCUUUUUAUAUAUAUUUAUAUAUAUAAAAACCUGGGUCUUGGAUUUUUUGAUUUAUUAGCGUGAAGAAAUAACUACAUUCUAAUAAAAAUCAAGUUUGAUAUGUUUGUUUUAAAGUAGUACUGGGGGCGUUGUUGUGGGGGGUUGCAUCUAUAGCACUGGUUGCUUUGGAACAGAAGCUUUCUGUAGUUGCUUCCUUUAUCAGAAAACAUUUGAUACCAUGGUAUAUUCUUUUCUCUGCAUUAGAGAACAGCUUUUCUAAAUGUUGGGGUCAACUUCCAUUGUUGUUAGUCAGAAUUUUUGUUUAAGUCAUAUAUACUUAAGGAUCAUUGUGGGUUUUUUGUUUAUUUGGUGGGAGAUGGUUGGUGUGUAUACAUAUGUAAAUGGUUUUCUUUUUCUUUCUUUUUUUUUUUUUUUUAAACCAACAGAAAAACAGCAUUUCACAACCAUAGAUAAGCUUAUGCUUCUGGGCUGCCGUCAUUUUCAGCAAUCUAAGAAAUAAAUCAUUUCAAGUUAAAUUGAAAUUUUUCCUGAAGCUUUAACCUUUGAAAUUAAAUAGAUAAUUUGUAAUUAAUUGGGCAACUUAAAUAUAAUGUAAGCAGUUUAAAUUGGACAAUUUAAAAGCAGCCAUAUCAGAAUCCGUGGCCAUAUCUACAAUUAUAAAGGCAAGUUUAUUUGCAAAACCCCUGAAAGGAAAAUUUUAUCACUACCAACAACUUCCUCUCCCAAAUGAGAAAACUUAGGCAAACCCUGGUAUAUUUUAAUUAGGCAGGCAAGACUUAUUUAAAGGUUUCACUUAGCAAGCCAUUCUUUUACAAAAGUUAACAUUCUUGUGUUAUAUUGACUGAAAGGUUAUGAUCAUGGAAUGUGUAAGACUAUUCAUGGAAGCCUAAUCAGAUCAUUAGAAACCUUGGCAAUUUAAACCUGCUGAAAUGAACGGUGAACAAACUUUUGUAAUCUAAAGUCUUGACCUGCAUGUUGUAUUCCAGCUCAUUCCUUACAUGUAGGCUCAGUCUCAGUAUUUGGGUUACUGGUUCAGUAGAAGCCAGGAAAAACAAUGACUUUGUAGUAAACAGAAUGUUAUCCAACUGUAUAUUGUUUACUUUAUUGUAAAUACUGGUAAACAGUGGUCAAUAAAUAGUUUUAUAUUGCUUUA
This is a messenger RNA of Artibeus jamaicensis (Jamaican fruit-eating bat), 1958 nucleotides long. RefSeq names its product chromobox 3 (gene CBX3). The transcript has 7 exons. NCBI's taxonomy places the organism in Eukaryota, Metazoa, Chordata, Mammalia, Chiroptera, Phyllostomidae. The record is from RefSeq and is a predicted model, not a curated record. Gene Ontology annotation, molecular function: chromatin binding. Gene Ontology annotation, biological process: negative regulation of transcription by RNA polymerase II; chromatin organization. Gene Ontology annotation, cellular component: nucleus; pericentric heterochromatin. Bases 242 to 793 code for a protein of 183 amino acids.